Molecule: messenger RNA, 1997 nt
Organism: Condylura cristata (star-nosed mole)
Lineage: Eukaryota; Metazoa; Chordata; Mammalia; Eulipotyphla; Talpidae
Product: tubulin alpha-3 chain-like
Exons: 4
Coding region: 16-1236 (406 amino acids)
Biological process (GO): microtubule cytoskeleton organization; mitotic cell cycle
Cellular component (GO): cytoplasm; microtubule
Molecular function (GO): structural constituent of cytoskeleton; GTP binding
Source: RefSeq, a predicted model, not a curated record
CAGCCCGAUGGUCAGAUGCCAAGUGACAAAACCAUCGGUGGUGGGGAUGACUCGUUCAACACGUUCUUCAGCGAGACGGGAAUCGGCAGCACAUGUGUCCUCUCCUCAGAUGAAGUGCGCACAGGGACCUACAGGCAGCUCUUCCACCCGGAGCAGCUGAUCACCGGCAAGGAAGACGCAGCCAAUAAUUAUGCCAGAGGCCAUUACACCAUCGGCAAGGAGAUUGUCGACCUGGUCCUGGACCGAAUCCGCAAACUGGCGGACCUGUGCACGGGGCUGCAGGGCUUCCUCAUCUUCCACAGCUUCGGGGGCGGCACCGGCUCCGGGUUUGCGUCUCUGCUCAUGGAGCGGCUGUCGGUAGACUACGGCAAGAAGUCCAAGCUGGAAUUUGCCAUUUACCCGGCGCCCCAGGUGUCCACGGCCGUGGUGGAGCCCUACAACUCCAUCCUGACCACCCACACGACCCUGGAACAUUCCGACUGUGCCUUCAUGGUAGACAACGAAGCCAUCUACGACAUAUGUCGGCGCAACCUGGACAUCGAGCGGCCCACCUACACCAACCUCAAUCGUCUGAUCGGGCAGAUCGUGUCCUCCAUCACGGCUUCCCUACGCUUUGACGGGGCCUUGAACGUGGACCUGACGGAAUUCCAGACCAACCUGGUCCCGUACCCCCGCAUCCACUUUCCCCUGGCCACCUAUGCCCCGGUCAUCUCAGCGGAGAAGGCCUACCACGAGCAGCUGUCUGUGGCUGAGAUCACCAAUGCCUGCUUCGAGCCGGCCAACCAGAUGGUCAAGUGUGACCCUCGCCACGGCAAGUACAUGGCCUGCUGCAUGCUGUACAGGGGGGACGUGGUCCCCAAAGACGUCAAUGCGGCCAUUGCCACCAUCAAGACCAAGCGCACCAUCCAGUUUGUGGACUGGUGCCCGACUGGGUUUAAGGUGGGCAUCAACUACCAGCCCCCCACCGUGGUCCCUGGGGGAGACCUGGCCAAGGUGCAGCGGGCUGUGUGCAUGCUGAGCAACACCACUGCCAUCGCUGAGGCCUGGGCCCGCCUGGACCACAAGUUUGAUCUCAUGUAUGCCAAGCGAGCCUUUGUGCACUGGUAUGUGGGAGAAGGCAUGGAGGAAGGGGAGUUUUCCGAGGCCCGGGAGGACCUGGCAGCUCUGGAGAAAGAUUAUGAAGAGGUGGGCGUGGAUUCCGUGGAAGCAGAGGCCGAAGAAGGGGAAGAAUACUGAAUGGAAGAAUGUGGCUGGCAAGUGUUCCUCUUCUCCCACUCUCUUGCUACCCCUUGGCUUGGUUACUUUCAAAUUGUUCACCAUUAAAGUUUCUGUACUAAACCCGUUGCAGUACUUGGCUAGGAUACACUGUUUACAGGAGUAGAUGUCCCUUAUCCCAGCCCAGAGCUGUGUGGAGGCUGGCUGGCUAGAGAGUGCUAUGCUGUGGCAGGGGGUGCAGCAUUGUCUGCAUGUGUGAGGAGCAACUGUUCAUAAGACAUGCCCCAAGGGAAAUCGUAUUUUCAAUUCAAGGUCUCCAAAUGGAAAGGUCUACCCAAUUCUAGGAAAAGCAAGUUAAGUUUUUCAAUUAAAUUUGCCACCUUUCAGGCCUCUCCACUGAUGAGACAUCUUGACUAAAUAUAAACAUUUGGAAAUGGAAUUUUGAAACCUGAGGUCCUGUAAAGGGAUUGUCCUCAAAAUCCCCAAACCUGUAGGUCAAAUGUGUAAGGCCAUUUUUUUGAGAAGAGCAGAUUUCUACAUUACAAUUAGGACCUACAGAAGUUUGGCACAAUUCAUCUCUGACCUUACUGUUGAAAGUAUUCUCCCCUCUGCUCCAACCCCUCCCCCUAUUGCCUUGAGCAUCCUGGGAAUGGGCUUGGUAAGUGUUUAACCUUUUAUGUUAGGUAAAUUGUGUUCAUGUCUAUCUAUAGAAGACCUAGAAAUACAUAUUUUUUCUCCCAAGUCCAGAAAGUGAAGUCCACAAAAGAAGUCACUAGGUUAGU